This is a messenger RNA of Mytilus trossulus (common blue mussel), 4530 nucleotides long. RefSeq names its product EF-hand domain-containing family member B-like. The transcript has 9 exons. Gene Ontology annotation, molecular function: calcium ion binding. The coding region runs from base 185 to 1954 and encodes 589 amino acids. The record is from RefSeq and is a predicted model, not a curated record. Lineage: Eukaryota; Metazoa; Mollusca; Bivalvia; Mytilida; Mytilidae.
UGACCUUGUGACCUUUGUUGCCAGGGCAUUGUCAACAAAAGAGGACUUGAGAGAAAAGUGGUUGUAUCCUUUUGUAUAUAGUGUGGCAUUUAUGCUACUGGUAGAUACAUAGAUGUAACAAAAUCAUUCCUUGGAAUAAAAGAUACAAAUUUCGCGCAAAAAGAAAACAAAACCACUGAAUACAAUGUCUUCUGAAACACAAGUUAGGCUACCCAGUCUCAAUGGGGGCAUAUACACUGGCAAAUUUAAGGACUGGUCACCAUCUCUUCGUCCAGCAGGGAAGCUGACAGUAUCAGGAGAUACUGCUGAACUAUGUAUGAAACCUAAAAAUGAUAGGCCCCCUUCAGCUGACAUAAUUCGUAGAUUUCGAGCCACUGUUAGACCUGAUGCUGGCCAAAUGAGGGUGUUUUAUGGAAGAGCUCAGGACCCUCACCAACAAUGGGCAGCUGAAAUGACUCAUGGCAUCAAUACAACAUCAUCAAACACAGCUGGAGAACUUGCCAAUCCACCUCCUAAAACACUGUUUAAUCAAAGAAAAUUAGACAGAAAAGAAAAUAUCUAUGCCAGUCAUAUUAGAGCUCCUCUUGGUAUAUCACAUGAACAGUCACAUGGUUUACCUAGAGGACUUAACAGGGACCAGUUUACAUUUGGAAUUCCUACAGAGUUAGAUAUUGGUGCUGGUGGUUUGAUAAAUCCUAACAAGACUUAUGCUGAAGUUGAGGCAGAAUCUGCAGUUGGAAUGGAAUUAUACAGAGAAACACACAAAAACUUUGAUGUUGGAGAAAAACUUCAUCGUGGAUAUACUCAACCUAGUUUCUUCCCAGACAAAAAAUUUGGCAUUCCAACACCUCACAAUAAUGAAGGAAUCAAAGUGAAGAAAACUCUUAAAUGGAUGCACGAAACAGAACAAGAAAAGGCAACUAAAAUUGUAUCCAAACGUGUGGAUGACUUCAGAGAAAGAUCACAACCCAUACUUGGACAAGUGCAUGAUCCAAUUAAAGAUACUCUCAAAGUUGGUCCUGAUCACACCUAUGGUAUAUUAGCCAAACCUGAUGAGUAUGGUGCAGGUGACCUAAUGCAUGGUCGUGCUCCAUCUAAUUACCUUAGAGGAAAGGACAGACAGAGGGGAGUCCUAGCGGCCAUUAGACAACAUCUAAAGAAAGCAAACUUUCAUAAUUUUACCGACCUUGUGCAUGCAUUUAGAUAUUAUGAUAAGGAUGGUAAAGGUGUUAUAGAUAUCAAUGAUUUACGUGAAGUUUGUAUACAGUACCAUUUACCACUGGAACCAGAAUUAUUAGAACAAUUACUGGAUAGUUGUGAUGCCAACAGGGAUGGAGCAAUAGAUUAUGUAGAAUUCUCUAACUUCCUUAACUGGAAAGAUAAAAUGAAGUCAGGACUUCCUGACAAACCAGAUACACCACUUAAUUCUUCAAGAAGUAAAAGUGCAGUUUCAGAUGAUUUAGUAAGAAAAUCUGUACACAGUGCAGAAAGUACUCCCCGCCGAUUGAAGUUACAGAUUGAUAAAGCCAUUGGAGAUCAUAGAACAAGUGCUAAUAUGAUAAACGCUGUUGUUGGAGGAAUCUCUACUAGAGAUUACAGGACCUAUGGUGUACCUACCAUUAGAACAGAUAUACAUGCUCCUAGGAUACGACGUGUGGAUGAUAAUAAGAACUACGGAGAUGAAUCUGAUGCUUACGGCCUUGUUAAUCCAUCUAUCUUUAGCAGACGUCAUGUUUAUGAAAAAGAUUUCCUACUACCCAGAACUAAAGAAGAGCUGAAAUCAAUUUUCCACAAUAUUGGUGUACAGAUGACUGGUGAAAUGUUUGAGCAGGUUUAUAACACAGCUGCUAAUCAGAAUCCUAAAGGUCAUGUGAGUGUGGAGUCAAUCAGAGGAGUUAUUGAUGAUAUCCAAGCUCAUCAAGUUAUGACAGGACAGCAUCCAAUGGCUGUCUAAUUUAAAUCAAAGACUUAAAACGUAUACUUGCAUUAAAGACACUAUUUAUGUAUUGCAAGUAUUUGAUUAAUAAGGAAGAAUUUUACCAUUUGAAAAGGAAUAUAUGUUAAUUUAAAGGCAAACUUUUCAGAUCGAUACCAUAAUCUUGAGAUUUCGAUUGAGUUUUGGCAAUAGGAGUAAAUAAACUCAUUGUUCAGAUUGGUCAGCUAGAUGUACAAACAUUUCAUUUUCCACUAUGACUAUAGAUAAGAUCUUUACUGUAUAAAAACUGCCCUACAUGUGUAGAUGUCAUAGAUAUACAUUUAUAUGUUCCUAAAUGUGGCGUUAUGAAAUGUUUUCUUCUUUUCAUUUAUACAUAUCAUUCAUAAUUUUACAUUAUAUAAAUAAACUUAAAGAAUUGUUGAAGGGUAAAACUAUUUUAUCCUUAGCAUUAAUCUGAUUGCAAGGUGCAGUAUUAUUUCAUUGUGAAAUAACUUAAAUUUAAAUGUAUUUUUUUUUUUAAAUCUAUGCAGAAUUUUGAAGUUUAAAAAUUUCAUAACAAUCAAAGCUUUAAAAUAAAUAUGCAAAUAAUUGUUGAUUAUUAUCCAAUAUUCAAACAGCAUUACACCAAUGAGUAUUAUAGAAAUAUCCCAUGUAUAUGAUAUCUUGUUACUAUUGUAAAUCAUAAUAUCAAAAUGGCUAAUGCAUGCCUGUUUAUAAAUCUCAAGCCUAAUGCUUCUGAGGGUCACACAUUUUGAUUUUAAAAUUUGUAAAAAUAACUGGUGUCAAUAUUUUUUGUAUGAUUUUCAUGAUUUUUACACAUUUUCAUUUUCAAAGCCGUACAUGUAUUUGUUAUUGAGAUGUGAUAAGUAUACAGUUUUAUUAACAUUCCAUUCAUCAUUCCUUUAAAGAGAUUGCAUUUUAUCGUUGACCAAUAACUCAAAUAUAAACUUUUUUUUAUCACAUAUGUUUUCAUACUAUUUUUAACAGCAUAGCACAAUAGUGAUAUAUAUAUAGAAAUAUCAAAAUCACUGAUUUAGCUGAUUUUUUUUUAUAAUUUUGAAGCUUACACCUGUUAGUAUUUUUUAUCAAUUUUAUGAGACGCGUAAGCAUUAAUAUAUAAUGUCCAUUUAUGUAUAAUAUAUGUAGGACAAACAGUAUUUUUAAGCUUUACACUUGAGCAUUAUCAAACAAUGUAUGGUCACUUUUUUCAAAGUAGAUUAACUCUCAAACACAGCGCUAAAUCUCAGCAUUGACACCGCAUAGUAUUAACCCAAUUAUUGUUGUAUACAAAUUUACUGAAUAUGAGCUCCUGAGGGCUUUGAGUUUUUCUAGGCAGAGGUUAAAAAUAGUUUCUCAGAAAAUUGACAGAAAAUUUUAAAGAAAUUACUGGGAAAAUGUUUAUACAUUUAGUGCCAAAAUAAUUUUACCCAGAGACCUAUAAUAUUUUCGCAGCAUUUUAUGAUACAGAAAAUGUUUGAUUAAAAGUAAUGUAGAUUUAGAUCAAAAGCACUUUCAUAUAUCUUUAACAUAUAUAUUUUUAUACCAACUUUACAAAAUUUCAGCAUUCUUAACAAAUGUAUUGAAGCAACAAUUAUGAAUAUUAAGGUGCAGUUAGAUUAUUUUUAUUAGGUGACAGAAUUGCAAGAGGUUUGAAUUUUCUUCACAUAUGUGAGAUAAGUACAUGGAAGGUAUUAUCAAAUUUGUUUACUGUUGUAUUUAAAUUUUUAUAUAUAAACCAAUAAGUAUUAACUUGUUAAAACUAAUAAGACAGUUUCAGAUUUUAAAAUAUGAGUAGAAUUUAAAAUAUUCUAAUUGUAUGAUUUGUAUUUUUCAUUAUACAUUUCUGUUUUAGAAUUUCUUACUCCAAUAUAUAUAUAUAUAUAAUGAGAUGUUAUAUAUAGACUAUAUGCUUCAGUUUUACGUUAGUGUAGUCUACUCCAGUGACCUUUAUAAGUGUCUUCUAUGUAGUAAUCCUAAACAUAGAGAGAGUAGGGUACUUUUCAGGAUAAUUUUGUUGUUAAUAUUUAUUGUUAGACUUUUAGAUAUUUGUUCAUACUUUUUUAUAUCAUUUUUACUGUAGUUUAUUUCAUCAAUUAUAAGUACAAGUACAGGUCCAUCCUUUAAACCUUUCAGUCACACUGUUUGAAAAUCUGAUUAAAUAUCUUGUACUGAAUUUCUGUUCUAAAAAAAAGAUUCAGAUGUAAAGUUUAUGGCUGUACUAAAUGAUAUACAAUUGGAUAUUUUGGAAAUAAAUUUAUUAUCCUAUUUGCAGCUUUUUUAAAGCUAUAUUUUGACUAAGUUUAUUAAUAUUUAUAAAUAAAGCAUUAUGAAAAAUGCAACUCUACAUGCAUUUUUGUAAAUUCUUCAUGUACAUAAAUUCUACAUGUACAUUACUGAUGAUAACAUUUGUUAUUGUUUAUCUGUGAUUCUACAUGUACAUUACUGAUGAUAACAUUUGUUAUUGUUUAUCUGUGAUUCUACAUGUACAUUACUGAUGAUAACAUUUGUUAUUGUUUAUCUGUGAUUUCUCUUUGUUGAUUGUGAAGUUUGUUGAUGUAUGUAUGGUAUGAUUACUAUUAAAGAAUUAUAAAAUA